Asterias rubens (European starfish) is the source of this 3854-nucleotide messenger RNA. Its product is annotated as leucine--tRNA ligase, cytoplasmic-like. Gene Ontology annotation, molecular function: ATP binding; aminoacyl-tRNA deacylase activity; leucine-tRNA ligase activity. The transcript has 23 exons. The record is from RefSeq and is a predicted model, not a curated record. Lineage: Eukaryota; Metazoa; Echinodermata; Asteroidea; Forcipulatida; Asteriidae. Gene Ontology annotation, biological process: leucyl-tRNA aminoacylation. The coding region runs from base 121 to 3684 and encodes 1187 amino acids.
UUGCAUCAGGGAUGCACGUCGUCGUCUUUUUCUUCACAUGUUCAAGAAACUUUGUUGAUUUUGCUAACAUUCUUGACAUUCUGAACAGCUAAAGCAGGUUGAUAACAUUUCUCGUCAUCCAUGGCUGAUGUAAGCAGCGAGGUACGGCGUAAGGGCACUGCCAAGGUCCGGGCUCUACAAGAGAUUGAGAGAACCGUCCGGGAACGAUGGGAUCGGGAGAAGAUCUUUGAGGAGGAUGCACCGAGCGGGGUCAAAGGUCCUGGGAAAGAUAAAUACAUGGUGACCUUCCCAUAUCCUUAUAUGAACGGCAGGCUUCAUUUGGGCCACACGUUCUCAUUGUCUAAGUGUGAGUUUUCUGUUGCGUACCAGCGUCUGAAGGGAAAGCGAUGUCUGUUCCCGUUUGCCUUCCAUUGUACUGGCAUGCCAAUCAAGGCUUGCGCUGACAAGUUGAAGAGAGAGAUGUCCGAGUUUGGUUGUCCUCCGAUCUUCCCUAAGGAGAUUGAGGGUGAAGAUGAGAUCGACAAGAAGGCAUCACAACAAGAGAGUGACAUCAUCAUCAAGGACAAGUCCAAAGGAAAAAAGAGCAAACUAUUAGCUAAGACCGGCCCAGCCAAGUUUCAGUGGCAGAUCAUGCAGUCCCUGGAUAUACCAGAAGAGGAGAUCCCCCUGUUUGCUCACACUGACCACUGGCUGGAAUACUUCCCACCAUUGGCCAAGAAGGAUCUGCACAUGAUGGGACUCAAGACUGACUGGAGACGUAGCUUCAUCACAACCGACGCAAACCCCUACUAUGAUUCCUUCGUGCGGUGGCAUUUCCUAACCCUAAAGAAAGCCGGCAAGGUGAAGUUUGGCAAACGCAACACCAUCUACUCCCCGAAGGACGGACAGCCGUGUAUGGAUCACGACAGACAAUCCGGAGAGGGAGUUGGACCUCAGGAAUACACUCUGAUUAAGAUGAAGGCAAUCAAACCAUACCCUGAAAGACUCAAGAAACUAUCAAGUAAAAGCAUCUUCUUGGUGGCUGCAACCCUGAGGCCUGAAACCAUGUACGGUCAGACCAACUGCUGGGUUCGACCAGACAUGAAAUACAUUGCAUAUGAAACCAAGCAAGGAGAAGUGUUUAUCAGUACACACCGAGCGGCAAGGAAUAUGUCUUACCAAGGCAUCCUGAAGGAAGAGGGGAAGGUGACUGUCUUGGUAGAUCUCGUUGGCCAGGAUAUAAUGGGAAUGGGACUGAGUGCUCCUUUAACCUCUUAUAAAGUGAUCUACACUCUGCCGAUGUUGACCAUCAAGGAAGGGAAAGGGUCAGGGGUCGUCACCAGCGUCCCGUCAGACUCGCCAGACGAUUAUGCCGCCCUCAGGGAUCUCAAGAACAAGAAGGAGUUCCGUGCCAAGUAUGGACUGAAGGACGAGGCAGUUUUGCCCUUUGACCCCAUCCCGAUCAUCGACAUCCCCGGUAUGGGUAGCCUAGCUGCCGUCAAAGCUUGCGACGAUCUGAAGAUUAAGAGUCAGAACGAUAAGGACAAGCUGGCGGAGGCCAAGGAGAUGGUUUACCUCAAAGGUUUUUAUGAAGGGGUCAUGAUUGUGGAAGAAGUCAAAGGUCAGAAGGUUCAAGACGUCAAGAAGGUCGUCCAGAAGAAGAUGCUUGACAAAGGAGAAGCUUUGAUGUACCUUGAACCCGAGAAGAAGAUAAUGUCUCGCUCUGGGGACGAGUGCGUGGUGGCUCUGUGUGACCAGUGGUAUUUGGACUAUGGAGAGGAGGUCUGGAAGAAACAGACGACCACAGCCAUGGAGAAAAUGGAGCUGUACUCUGAGGAUACCAGAAGGAAUUUCCUAGCAACGUUUGAUUGGCUGCAUGAGCAUGCAUGUUCACGAUCCUAUGGACUGGGUACUAAGAUGCCUUGGGAUGAGAAGUACUUGAUUGAAUCUUUAUCUGAUUCUACUAUCUACAUGGCUUAUUACACGGUCGCUCAUCUACUACAAGAUGGUGUCUUUGAUGGGUCCGGUACCAGCCCGCUUGCAAUCAAACCAGAGCAUUUAACUCCUGAAGUUUGGGACUACAUCUUCCACUCCAAAUCCCAUUUCCCCAAAUCAUCAAAGAUUCCACGUCCCUCCCUGGACAAGCUUCGGCAAGAGUUCCAAUACUGGUACGGAGUGAACCUGCGGGUAUCCGGCAAAGACCUGGUUCCCAACCACCUGACGUACUUCUUGUAUAACCACUGCGCUGUCUGGCCCAAGGAGCCAGAGCGCUGGCCGGCAGCGAUCCGGACUAACGGCCAUCUGAUGCUGAACAAUGAAAAGAUGUCCAAGUCAACGGGGAACUUCCUGACGCUAGCUGGUGCUUUGGAGAAAUUCUCUGCCGAUGGUAUGCGUCUAGCGCUCGCCGACGCAGGAGAUCAAGCAGUAGAAGAUGCUAACUUCAUCGAGUCUCUGGCUGACGCCGGCAUUCUCCGUCUUUACACCUUCUUAGAGUGGACCAAGGAGAUGCUCACGGAGGAGGCUGGUCUCCGUAAGGGACCCAAAGACAGCUUCCAUGACCGGGUGUUCACCAGCGAGAUAAAUUACGGGAUUAUGGAAGCGGAGAAAGCGUAUGAGAAGAUGAUGUUUAAGGAGGCGCUGAGGAUCGGAUUCUUUGAGUUUCAGGCUGCCAGAGACAGGUAUCGAGAGCGAGCGACUGACGGGAUGCACCAUGAUCUGGUUAUGAAAUUCAUUGAAUGUCAAACUCUCUUGCUUGCUCCCAUCUGUCCAUUUCUCUGCGAUCAUAUAUGGGGGCUGCUCAAGCAUAAAGAGUCGAUCAUGAAGGCUAGAUGGCCAAAAGCGGGCAAAGUCGACAAUAAACUGCUAAGGUCGUCUGAGUAUCUGAUGAACUCAGCCCACGAAUUCCGUCUACGCUUCAAGAAUUUCAUGGUGCCUCCCAAGGGAAAGAAAGGUGCAGCCCCACCAGCCAGACCUACCCACGGCACUCUCUAUGUGGCCAAGACAUACCCCCCAUGGCAACAUGCUGUACUCUCAACUCUCAAGAAACUGUAUGAUAGUAACUCCAGCAGCUUUCCAGAGAAUAAGGAGAUUCUUGCCCAGCUCAAAUCCAACGAGCUCCUUAAGAAGUUCAUGAAGAAGGUCAUGCCCUUUGUACAACACGUCAAGGAAAACGUGGCAAAAUCAGGAGCUAGGGCGAUGGAUUUGACAAUGGAAUUUGAUGAGAAAGUCGUGUUGGAGACGAACCUUGCGUAUCUGACUAGCACUCUUGAGCUUGAGGGUCUAGAGGUCAAGUUUAGCGCAGAAGCAACCGAGAAGAUUCAAGAGGAAUGCUGUCCAGGGAAGCCUUUCUCUCUGUUCAGGACAGAGCCGAGUGUGACGAUCAAGCUGGUGAACCCCCAACCACACAGCGGCCAUUUCUCCCUGGAUGUUCCUAUAAUGCAAGGAGAUACUGUCGUCAAAGUCGCUAGUCGUAUUGUCAAACAAGAUAAAGGAAUCAAAGACGUCAACAGGGUGAAGAUCCUUCGGUACACAGAUCCAGAGCUGGGACCAAGAAAAGUUCCCAAGUUCCAGCAAUUCACAGACGGAAAGACAAGUAUAGCUGCAAACGCUACUUUCAGUAUUUCUCUCGACACCAAACGAGUAUCGGUGUCGGAAAACGGCAAGAGUGCGGAUGCUGGAGUUGCGUUGGUCUAUAUGGUGGAGUAAAUCAUGUACAUUUAUUCAGCAUUUUCAAAGUAACAUGGAGAGAUUCAGCCUGCAAGGUUUACGAAGAGUCUGAAUUCUUGGCUCAAUUUGUCAAGUUUAAGGCACUAUCAGUAAUUUCUCAAAAUAAUUAUUAGCAUAAAACCUUACUUGGUUGCGAGUAAUGGGGAGAG